Amphibalanus amphitrite is the source of this 2143-nucleotide messenger RNA. RefSeq names its product piggyBac transposable element-derived protein 4-like. Lineage: Eukaryota; Metazoa; Arthropoda; Thecostraca; Balanomorpha; Balanidae. Bases 71 to 2125 code for a protein of 684 amino acids. The record is from RefSeq and is a predicted model, not a curated record. The transcript has 2 exons.
CCUCGUAAUUCAAUGCGUGCGUGACGCGCGUGGAGCGUCGAACGGUACAGAUUUUUCUAGAUGGGCAAUUAUGAGGUAUAAAUAUGUGCCUGCGGCGACAUGUGUCAUUGUUCGUCACAUCAAGGAUCACGACAUGGCAUCUCGCCGGGAGCAGGGUUUGUCGCCUGAGGAAAUCGCCGCACUUUUGCUGGACGAAUCCGUCUCCAGUGGUGAUGAAGAGGAAUAUCUCGAUGAAGAGGAUACAUCUGAGGAAGAGGACGACGUUCAUCAAUUCGUCGAUGAACACGAGCCAUCUGAUGAUGAGCCAGAACAGCAAGAUCAAGCCGAGACAGUCCAGCGGCCGGCUGACCUGACUAGAUCACAGCGGAAGCUGCUGGAAGCGAACUUUCGUCGGCAAGAUCCCCGGCCUGCUGCUACGUAUGUUGUCCGAGAUCGCCGUCAAAAUGUGCUGGCAGAGUGGUCCACAGAGCCGCAGCCGGCACGUCGCCGCCGAGAUCUCGCCAACAUUCUCACAGAGCGGUCGGGCGUGUGUGGUCCUGCUCGUCGGAUCACUACAGAAAAAGACGCCUUCAAAUUGUUCAUCACGGACAGCAUGCUCAAAAAGAUCACGGACAGGACCAACCACAGGCUGGAGAUCGAGCGUGGCCGAGUGCGGGAAGCCGAAUUGAGACAAAGAGAGCAGCAUCUCUACCAGCCUACCACGGAAACUGAAAUUGAGGCUCUGCUGGGUCUAUUUGUGCUCCGCGGCUUUUAUAAGAAGCUGACGGUCAAGCAGCUCUUUGACCCAGUAACGGGACCAGCCAUUUUCAGGGCGACGAUGGGAGCGAGGAGGUUCGGCAUGCUCCUGAACAUGCUGACCUUUGACGAUCGCAGCACCCGUGACGAGCGCCGAAAGGGGGACAAGUUUUGUCCCCUGCGAGAGCUCUUCGAUGAACUGAACACGAAUCUCCGUCUUCACUACAAACCGACAGAGUGCAUCACGGUUAAUGAGAGCCUCCUGCGGUUCAGAGGGCGCUGCUCGUUCCGGAUGUACCUGCCGAGCAAGCCUGGCAGGUACGGACUGCUCUUCUACACCGCCGCAGAUGCCAACAUCAGGUACAUGUGGAAGGCCUGGCCGUACUCCGGACGCCCGCAGGAGCCAGACUUGUCGCCACCGAACACCACUCUGGACGUAUCCGGCAUCGUGCACCACCUGGUACAGGAGGUCAAGGGCUCUGGCAGGAAUGUCACAUGUGACCGGCUCUUCACCUCGGUGCCACUCGCUGAAGAGCUGAUGGCCGACAGGCUGACGCUCUUGGGCACUCUGAAGAGCUCCAGACGCCUCCUACCGAAGGAGUUGACAGUGGCGCAAGGGCGGACGGAAAACUCAACAGAAUUCGCCUUCCGACAAGGAAUGACAUUCGUGUCACACUGCCCCCGCCGAGGAAAGCUGGUCCUCGCCUUGUCGACUCAGCACCAGGCGCCCUUCGUCGACGAGGUCAGCGGCAAGCCGGAGAUCAUCAUGGCCUACAACGCAACGAAAGGCGGCGUUGAUGUUCUCGACGCCAUGAUCGAAUCCUACAUGGGGAAGCCACCACUACACCGCUGGCCUACGGCUGCCUUCUUCUUCAUGCUCGGCGUGGUCGAGAUCAACGCAACCACCAUACUCAUGCUCAACAGAGGACAGUCAGCUGCUGAUACGAAGAGUGGCGUCCGGCGUGCCCUCAUCUAUGAAAUGGGAAAACAGCUGGUCAUGCCUCAGGUGCACGAGAGGACGGCCAACCCCACUGGGCUGAACAGCAAGUCACUGGACGCCCUCAGGUGUGUCGCCACGCGAGACACCGAAGACAGCAGGGAAGCAGGAGGACGUGAUCUAGGCUGCAGUCGCAGCCGACCUAGUGGCAGCGGCGACGUGGCGGCUAGCUGUGCGGCAGGCGGUAGCAGUGGCACUCAUUCAGGUGCAUCCUCCGCAAAGGGACGCUGCUGGGCAUGCCUGGAACUUCUGGUGGGAACUCCUAGCUACAAGCAGCAAAAGUCCCAGCUGACCAAAAAGCCGCCGUGCUGCAAGUGCAUGCGGUAUGUUUGUGAGCGCCACAGCACUGUGACCCGUAUAUGCAAAGACUGCAAAGCCGAUGGCAGCGCAUGAGAAAGCGACAUUCGUGAG